UUCACGGACUUUACCAGUUGGGAAUUAGCUGCAACCUUCAACAUGCCGAGCAAGCCUGCCCCAAUCAAGAAGGCGGCGAAGAAAGAACCUGCCAAGAAGGAAGAGGAAAAGGCCCCGGAGCCCGCCCCAGAGCCGGAGCCGGCUCCCGCAGAGGCCGCUCCUGCCCCCGCUGAGGAGGCUGCUCCUGCCCCCGCCGAGGCCGAAGCUGCACCUGCCCCAGAGGCUGCACCCGCCGACGCUGCACCAGAGGAGCCCAAACCACCCACUCCCCCACCUCCUCCACCCAAAGAGCCCACCAGCGCUCCCCUUGACCUGUUUGUUGAGGACAAGAAUGAUACUUCUGUUACCAUUAUCUGGAGCCAGCCUGAGGUCGUUGGAACCACUGGUUUGGAUGGAUACACCAUUGAAAUUUGCAAAGAUGGAACUGAGGACUGGAAGGCGGUCAAUGAGGACCUGCAGAAGUCCUGCCGUUAUGUCAUUAAGAACCAGACCACUGGGGACCGCCUGAAGAUCCGCGUGGUGGCUGUGAAUGAGGGUGGACGCAGCCCUCCUGUUGCCCUUCCUGAGGCCGUCCUGGUCAAGGAGGUCGCUGAUCGUCCUAAAGUUCGUCUCCCCCGCUUCCUCAGGCAGAGAUAUGUCGCUCAUGUGGGAGACAAGAUCAAUCUGACCAUCCCAUUCACAGGCAAGCCUAAACCUGUUGUGAGCUGGACAAAGAAUGGCGAGGCCCUGGACACUAAGAGGGUGAAUAUUCGCAGCACAGACAGAGACAGCAUCUUGUUCAUCCGUGCAGCUGAGAGAGAUGACUCCGGAGUCUAUGAGAUGAGCGUCAAAGUAGAUGACUUUGAGGAUAAAGCUUCAUUGAUCUUGCAGAUUGUUGAGCUGCCAGGUCCUCCCGCCAGUGUUAAAAUUGCUGAUGUCUGGGGCUUCAAUGUCGCUCUUGAAUGGACUGCACCCAAAGAUAAUGGAAACACAGAAAUCACAGGCUACACAAUCCAGAAGGCUGACAAGAAGACCGGAGAAUGGUUCACUGUGCUGGAGCAUUACCACAGACUGAAUGCCACCAUCUCUGACCUCAUCAUGGGCAACACCUACAAGUUCAGAGUCUACUCUGAGAACAAAUGUGGAACCAGUGAGGAAGCUACCAUGACAAAAGAGGAGGCCACGAUCCAGAAGACAGGUAUUGACUACAAACCACCUGAAUACAAGGAGCACGACUUCUCUGAGGCCCCCAAGUUUACCACCAACCUGAGUGACAGAGCUACUACUGUUGGAUAUAGCACCAAGCUUCUCUGCUCUGUCAGAGGAUCCCCAAAGCCAAAGAUCGAAUGGAUGAAGAACCAGAUGAUUAUUGGAGAUGACCCUAAAUUCAGGCAGAUCUGCGUCCAGGGCAUCUGCUCUCUGGAGAUCCGUAAACCUGGUAACUUUGACGGUGGCGUGUACAGUUGCAGAGCCAAGAACGACCACGGAGAGGCACUUGUCAGCUGCAAGCUGGAGGUCAAACAGCCUGUUAAUCCGGAUGCAGAGAAGAAAUAAACCAACACUCUCAAAGGAGCAGAGAGAGGCCAUUACAGCGUGCGGAAGGUGCUGGAUUCCUGGAAGAACGUGUAUAUACGGCUGGUGACCACACUACCAGAUAGUUGUUGCCUGUGCUAUCCAAUGUUAGGAACAAUUGUUGUCGCUUCAUGACUUAUACUUUAUUAUUCAAAGUCCAUAUCCAUGUCCAAAAUCAGCUUAUUUUCCCAACAAGUCCAUCUAUGUACACAGUCAUGUUCACAUCAUGAAUCUACAGUUCCUCAUAGGAGAAUUCUAUGUAACAUCAAUGUUUAUAACAAUAAAUAAUUUUAUUUCUGGUC
This is a messenger RNA of Boleophthalmus pectinirostris (great blue-spotted mudskipper), 1853 nucleotides long. RefSeq names its product myosin binding protein Hb (gene mybphb). The transcript is spliced from 13 exons. The record is from RefSeq and is a predicted model, not a curated record. NCBI's taxonomy places the organism in Eukaryota, Metazoa, Chordata, Actinopteri, Gobiiformes, Gobiidae. Gene Ontology annotation, molecular function: protein binding. The coding region runs from base 43 to 1533 and encodes 496 amino acids.